Thecamonas trahens ATCC 50062 is the source of this 1152-nucleotide messenger RNA. RefSeq lists its product as uncharacterized. The transcript has 3 exons. The coding region runs from base 1 to 1152 and encodes 383 amino acids. Lineage: Eukaryota; Apusomonadida; Apusomonadidae. The record is from RefSeq and is a predicted model, not a curated record.
AUGUCGCGCGAGGCGGAAGCACUGAAGCGGCGACGAGAGGAGGCGCUCGACUUUAUCGCCGACUCGCUGACCGAGUUGGCUACCGGCGAGGUCAUUCUCCCUCGGCACCUGCUCCAUGGCCGCCAGCCUGUGCCUGCUCAACUCGAAGCUCCUCCCCUCGAUCCGCACGCGGCCGAUGCGUACUUGAACCAUGCCCUGGCUCGCCCGCUGGCCAAUGUAGCUACCACCGCUACCCGGAGACGUGCGGCGAAGAUCGAGGCUGCUCUGCGGCCUACCCGUCUCUCGCUCGUUGUCCAGCGCCGCAUCGAUGCUGCUGCUGCAUUGCCAGCUGAUUCACCUGCGCCUCGCUGGCCUCCGCCUCGCUCCCGUCGUCCGCAUCGCAUUCCGCCUUCCCGGUCGGGCCCCCGAUCACCGGCCUCGCCGUCCGCCGGCGCGCCUUCCCCCCGGGGACACUCUACACCGCCGCGCUUGCACGCCUCGCCGCCGCGGGCGCGAAUCUUUGUCACCGCACUCGAGACGCCGGCGGGCAUCGCACUGAGCGACAAGCUUGAAGUGCUGAAAAAGGUUCGGCACAGCGCGCGGUCUGAGGCCAGGCCCGAGAAGCAGAGGCGCAAACCGAGGAUCCUGCGGUUCUCGUCGCCGUCGCCGCCUCUGCGAAAUGCAACGGCGAGUGGCGCAGCGCGGGCGCUGUCACGGGUGACGGGUCGCUCGCGCGACGCGGUCUUGCUCCGAUCGCACACACCGAGUGUGUCCUCGCCACGCUCGACGGGUUUGGCUCCGGGCGCUUCGCGGCGCGAUGUCCGCAUCGCCGAACUUGCCGCGGCCUACCCCUCGCUCAACGUGGCCGAGCUUGCCAACCGUGGCGCCUACCACGCAAUCGCUGCUGUCGUCGCCUAUGUCGAAGCCGAAGCGCCAGUCCCUCUGCCUCUGGCGGCUGCCGCCCAUGACGCCCUCGAGCUUCUGCACGCCGAGGAGUCGUCGCGGAUCGGGAUAGAGAACGCACUGGCGACGUCAUCUGCGCUUCGCCGCGCACACCACUCGCUCACCCGCCGUGCUGUCUCGGCGCUCGACACCGUCGACCACCGGGCGACUGGGACUGAGAUUCCGUACCGAGCCAUGGCGUACUCACCGUUUAUGCGGGCCGGCAAGUAG